UCUCUCCACAGCUUUCCCUUUCUCUCACCACACCACCUAAAAAUCCAACAUUUUCCGCCGACUGCCCGGGAAAACACACGUCCACAACAAUGGCGGGCAAUCCGGCGCGGCGCCCUCACGCUAUCAUGAUCCCCUACCCCUACCAAGGCCACAUCAACCCCUUCGUCUCCCUCGCCGUCAAGCUCGCCUCUCACGGCUUCACAAUCACCUUCAUCAACACCCAAUCCGUCCACCGCCGCAUUUCCCACGCCCAGACCGGCGCCGGCCGCGCCGAUAUUUUCUCCGGCGCUAGAGAUUCCGGCCUCGACAUUCGCUACGCUACCGUCUGCGACGGCUUCCCCCUCGGCUUCGACCGUUCCGUCAACCACGACCAAUUCGUGGAGGGCUUGAUUCACGUCUUCUCCGCCCACGUCGACGAGCUCAUUUCCAAUUUGGCUGACUCCGAUCCUCCGGUCACCUGCUUGAUCGCCGACACCUUCUACGUUUGGGGCUCCGAUAUCGCGCGCAAGUUCAAUUUAGUCUACGUUUCCUUCUGGACCGAGCCGGCGCUCGUUUUGUCGCUCUAUUAUCACUUAGAUCUCCUCCGGAAGAAUGGCCACUUCGGCUCCCAAGCCAAACGGAAAGACAUGAUUGAUUACAUACCGGGAGUUGGAGCAAUGAAGCCGACGGACUUGAUGUCGUACCUCCAAGCCGACGACAUAUGCACCGUGGUGCAUCGCGUGAUUUACCGAGCUUUCGAGGAUGUUAAGAAGGCGGAUAUAAUAAUCUGCAACACGGUUGAAGAGCUCGAGCUCAGCACGCUCUCAGCUCUCCACCGGAAGCAGGCUACGUACGCCAUUGGCCCCAUUGUCUCGGGCUUCAGCAAUCAGGGCGUGGCCACGAGCCUGUGGUCUGAAUCAGACUGCACGCCAUGGCUCGACAGCAAGCCCAACCGGUCUGUUCUGUACGUGUCAUUUGGGAGCCAUGCUCACACCACUAGCAAGCAAGAGAUUUGGGAGAUAGCACGCGGGCUCUUGCUCAGCGGUGUGAACUUCGUGUGGGUGAUCCGGCCCGACAUUGUGGACUCGGACGAGGCUAACUUCUUGCCUCCCGGAUUUGAGAGCGGGAUGAAGGGCAGAGGGCUGAUUGUGCAGUGGUGCAGCCAGAUUAAGGUCAUUUCACAUCCUGCGAUUGGGGGGUUUUUGUCGCACUGUGGAUGGAACUCGGUGCUGGAAAGCAUAUGGAGUAGGGUCCCUCUGAUAUGCUUCCCUUUGUUCACUGAUCAGUUUACUAAUCGAAAAUUAGUGGUUAACGACUGGAAGAUAGGGAUUAAUCUCUGUGAUAGGGCUUCGAUCAUGCGGGAUGAAGUUGAGGAGAAGAUCAAGUAUUUGAUGAGCGGGGAGUCUUCGGAGGAGUUGAGGAAUGCGAUCAAGGAGGUGAGUAGGACGUUGGAGUACGCGGUGACGAGUGAUGGAUCGUCUGAGAAAAACUUUAGGGUGUUUAUGGAAGACAUAAAGGCCAAUAUCAAGAAAAAAGCAGGGGUGGCCUUUGAUGUUCAAGACCAAACCAUAGGCCAUGUCUGGGCUCCCACAGCAGUUAAGCAAACAAUUGUUAGCUUGUCUGGUAAUUUAAACUAAUGGCCUAAAUUCGGCCGUUGAUUCAGUUUUUGAUGAUUUGUAUGAUUGAAUUGAUGUAGAGAAGAAAUUAAACAUUUGAUCUUUUAUAACCUUGUAAAUAGUAGCUUAUUGAUUAUGUUAACUAAUUUGCCUCAUUCCAUUUGUCCAAUACAUAUGUAAAUUUAUGAUAUUCAAGUUUAAUUAGUGUGCUUUAUGUUCGGUUUCA
This is a messenger RNA of Salvia hispanica, 1821 nucleotides long. Its product is annotated as UDP-glycosyltransferase 86A1-like. Gene Ontology annotation, molecular function: quercetin 3-O-glucosyltransferase activity; quercetin 7-O-glucosyltransferase activity. Lineage: Eukaryota; Viridiplantae; Streptophyta; Magnoliopsida; Lamiales; Lamiaceae. The record is from RefSeq and is a predicted model, not a curated record.